ACUCUCUCCUGGCGCGCGUCUCCCGGUGGAAGACGCACAAGAGAAACAAAAGGGUUGGAUGAAUAAAGAAGUACAUUUUUUUUUUAAAGAGUUUGUAAAGCGACAACUUGCCUCCGUCUCAGGUGUGAAGGACUAUAGCUGCAGCCUGGUGGAGCUACACCACUUCAGACGAGCAUCCGCAAACCAUCCGAUUUUAACUUUGUGUAAACUUUUGGAGACACAAUUGGGUCAAAACAUGGACUCGCGUGAGCUAAAUGAGACGUUCACGUCUCUCGAGUGCCUCGCGGCGCUGCAGAGCGGAGCUGGGAACGGGAGCUUCUCGGAGGCGCCAAACAUCACCUGCGGCAACGUGGCCACCGCCCUCCCGCCUCAGCUUGAGAGGCGCAAAGAUGACGACCACACACUACGGAUCCUGCUCUACUCGCUCAUCUUCGUUCUGAGUGUGUUCGGCAACCUGCUGAUCAUCGUGGUGCUGACGGUCAACAAGCGCAUGCGCACCGUGACCAACACCUUCCUGCUGUCGCUCGCCGUCAGCGACCUGAUGAUGGCCAUCUUCUGCAUGCCCUUCACCCUCAUCCCCAGCAUCCUCAAGGACUUCAUCUUUGGAGCCGCCAUGUGCAAGAUAGUGUCCUACCUCAUGGGAAUAUCAGUGAGCAUAUCCACAUUUAGCCUGGUUGCCAUAGCGAUCGAGCGCUACAGCGCCAUCUGUAACCCCCUGAAGUCGCGGGUGUGGCAGACCCGUUCCCAUGCCUCUCGCGUGAUUGCUGCUACGUGGGUGUUAGCCAUCGUAAUCAUGAUCCCUUACCCAAUCAUCAGUCACCUGGAGACUUUUCAUCGUCCUGACAACGCCACUGCUCACCGGUGUCGCCACAUGUGGCCCCUCGCAACGGCAGAGCAGGCCUGGUACAUUCUGCUGCUGCUUGUGCUGUUUGCAAUCCCGGGGUUGGUGAUGAUUGUGGCCUACGGACUGAUCUCCAGGGAACUUUACAGAGGCAUCCAGUUUGAGAUGGGCCACAAAAAAGACUCUACCGAUGUGAAGAAUGGACUCACCUCCGCGCUGUCGAGUGGCAGUGAAGAUGGCGACGGUUGCUACGUUACCGCCGUCCAGCGGCCUCACUCGAUAGAGAUGUCCAGCCGGGUGGUCAAGGCAGAAAGGCCCCGCAGCAACACCUCCGAGGCCAAGCUGGAGGCCAAGAAGAGGGUCAUCCGCAUGCUGGUGGUCAUCGUGCUCCUGUUCUUCCUGUGCUGGAUGCCGCUGUACUGCGCCAACACCUGGCGGGCUUUCGACGCCACGUCUGCCAAAAACGCCCUCUCCGGGACCCCCAUCGCUUUCAUCCACCUGUUGUGCUACACCUCCGCCUGCGUCAACCCCAUCAUUUACUGCUUCAUGAACACGCGCUUCCGCAAAGCUCUGCUCGCCACGUUCGCGUGCUGCGCCGCACCGCGCCGCCGCCAACGCGGCGCGCCACGGGACAACGAGGAGGACGCCAUGGCAACGGGAGCGUCUAUGUCCAAGUUCAGCUACACCACCGUCAGCACCAUGGGAAACUGCUGAGGCAGAAGAGACACAGCAGCCCGCGUCCGCCAUCUUUAGGCCAGGCCAGUACUCAUGGCGACAGAAGCUCCGCCCACGACUGUGACUAAAGUUAUGUGGGGAUAAUUUAAUGAAACCAGUGUAAAUACCUCCAUAGCUAUAAUUUUAAAAACAGGGGAAAAAAACCCGAUGGUCCAAAUUGUCUGUCGAGAUGUUUACGAUGUGACAUGAGUGUGUCUGUAGAGGUGGACCGUACCAUGUGUGAGGGAGGCAGUUUAAUAACGUAGUCAUGAUGUAGCUUUAAAAAUAGGAACGCUUUUUGCUAUCUUAUUUUAAAAUAGUUUUUUUUCUAACAUGUGGUCAGUUGUUUAUCUGUGUUAGUAAUGUAAUCACCUUGUGGACUAAGUGCCUGGUUUUAAAUACUACGUCCAUUACCAGUACCACAGGCACACUGGAGCCCAAAGGUUCCUCGAAGUGGAGUUUAAAAGACUCAAAAAGAUCUUCUAAACAAACUGAAAAUCAUCCUCGGAAAGAAAAGAAAUUUCAUCCCGAAUGGAGCCGAUAAAUGAGCAGUUGGUCUCCGUGGUUGGCAGUUAAUGUGACCUUUUAAUUUACAACAAAAGAGGUUGACCAUCGGUCUUGCACCUAUAAAGUGGGCCAAUAAAAACAGGCACUAGACAUGAAAUGAAGCCUCAAAAAAAGAUUGUCAAAACAAUAUGAAACCUUUCAAAUUAUGUCAAAAGCACAACAUAUAUCACUAGAGAAAAAAAAGUAUCACAGUCCUGUCUUUUUUUCUAGCUAUUAUUGGAACAAUAUAUACAGUUUAUGACAGAAAAUAAGGAAAAGCAUCAUGAUCCCCUUUAAUUUCCCAGAGGGAAGUAUUCCAUUUCUUGACUUUAACGGUGAUUUAAUUGUAAUGUCAUACUAUGUCUACUGAGGGAAUAAACCAAGAGAGUCAUUAAUAUAGACUUCUAUACAACCAGAGGAGUCGCCCCCUGGUGGUCAGGAGAGAAAAUGCAGCUUUAACACAUGAAGCAUAGACUUCUAUACAACCAGAGGAGUCACAGUCCUGUCUUUUGUACUUAUUAUUGCUUAAAGUGGAGUUUAAAAGACUAAAAAAGAUCUUCUAAACAAACUGAAAAUCAUCCUCGGAAAGAAAAAUAAUGUGAUCCCGAAUGGAGCCGAUAAAUGAGCAGGUGGUCUUUGUGGUUGGCAGAAACCCUUCAGUGGUGUAAACAGCUCGGGGGCCGUGGGGAUGCCUUGUGUUCGGGUUUCAUGCUCUAGCUCUCACCACCUUUGGGUUUUUGAGUUUUUAGAGACAUGUUUUUCUGUGUCUGCUGCAGGUGAACACGCAAAUAUGAGAAGGAUGUGAAUGGUGCUUCUUUCUCAUGGAUAGGGAUGUGGGUCAUUUAAGAGACAAUUUAACAGUUCCUUUAUGAUUAUAUUCAUGAUUAGAAAAACACCACGAGUACAGCAGAAGGUUCUGUAUAUUUCUAUAACUAAAAGGACAAAACGCGUAAUACACCUUGAUGAAGUCACGAGUAAUAAGCUUAUAGCCGACACACAUAUGUUACAUUUGUUACCACAUGGCAACAUCAACGGGUGAUUUAUGUGAGUUCACCGCAGCCUUCCGCUCUAAAGGAGACACGUUCCCUUAGUUCAGUUUCUUGCAGUCCACCACGAUGACAGCCGGGUCUCAGAGGUCUCUGUGGGUCAGGCGCUGUCUAGCGGGCCCGACUCUGGCUUCCCUGCUCCCUUCACACUAAUUGAGUUACAACCUCAACUCUGCCAGGCUGAACCGAUGAGCAUAUUUCUCUGAGUGCCCCAAAGCACACAGCUGUCAGCCUCUCAACCAAUAGGAUGGCUUAACUUUGUCAGCAUUUCUUGGAAGAUUCUAGACUGACCUGGAGCUUGUGUGUGCACCGUUCCCUUUGUAUUCAACAUAUGAAUCAAACUGAAGCCUUACUAUGACAUUACACGACAGUGAAACUUCUAUACAACCAGAGGAUUCACCCCCUGGUGGUCAGGAGAGAAAAUGCAGCUUUAACACAUGAAACAUAGACAACCAGAGGAGUCGCCCCCUAUUUCCUUGAGAAUAAUAAUUCUCAAGGAAAUAAUAGCAAAUGUUAAUCUUGUCGACGCACCUAUACUCGGUCAUACAGAUUGUACACUAAUUCAUUCAUAUCUACUGCUCCUUGUUCUCUAUACGGAGUGAACCUCAUCUUUUGAAUGCAUUUAUUUUUGCAAUAAACAACAGACAGGAGGUAGUCGAGCGCCCCAGAUAGACAAAUACUAUAACUGUGUUGUUUAUGAGUGGCACAUGGAAUGAGUUUUACUUUUGCUCACAGCGAACUGUGAGAGGCUGAUUUCCCUGCGGUGUCAUAGAGGCUGCUCCACACCACCUCAUACGGUCGUGACACACACACACACACACACACACACACACACACACACACACACACACAAGCUCUCAGCUUCAAAUGGUCAUAUUGUUAUUUACACAGUUGCAGCCAACCAAUUACAGCAGGUGCUAAUAACUUCCUGAGUUGUUUUCCACCUUUACAAAAUGAACACUGGCAUUCAAAUUAAAACUCAGUAUAAACAUAACUGAUAUACAAGCACUUCUUUAUUAGCAGAAGUAGUGAAGGUUACUGCAAAUACCGCCUUUAUGUAAAAAUCAUGUUGUGAUCAUAUUCACAAGCUUAUAUAACAUCUGUUCUUCAAACAGAAAGAUCUGCACUGCCCAAUAUCUACAGGUGGUGUUGCAGACUAUGGAUCAGACUAUGGUGUGAUGUCAAAUGGGUCCCCCAUGUCUGCAGUUAGACACUCUAAAGAGAGUUUAUUUAUAUCUUUUGGAUCAUAUUUUUCCUAUAUGUGCUCAUGGACACAUGCAUCUAUCUGCAGAAAGAAAGUAUUUAGAAUUGUUUUAGUCUUUUAACAGUUGGUUGUUUAAUGAGAACCUCGAAGUUCACACUAUUCUAAAUACCUGCUAUUACAAUGAAUACGUUGGUGUGUAGAUAUAUGCAGCCCAUUGUUCGAGGGAUGAAAGAGUUCACUGAUGACUGCCAGGUUUCCUUUAAUCAAUCAUGUUCGCUGAGGACGACGAGGUGGCCUUUACACGCCGACAAGUCCUCACUGCUGGUGAUUAUUAAGCCUCUGCUGCUCUCUCCUCUCCACAAAGACGACACAUCGCUGUUCCUGCCGGUCUUGAUUGAUUUUCUUUUGCCCUCCGCCACCAUGGUCUCCACGGAUAGCUUCACAAGACUCUAUUUGACGAUGGCAUUUCACAACGUUAGCAUCAUGUGUGCCCGUAUCUCAGUGGUGUGUCUGCUGGGCUCCUGGGAGCGUGGUCGUAUCCUCUCACCGCCUCAUGACCAGAGCAUGUUCCUCCAGAAUACAAGUGGGAACAUUUGUUAGAAUAAAUGCUCCGAGAUUAAUUGCCACAAGUGCUGUGCUCCGAGGGGGGGGGGGGGGGGGGAGGAGUGCUGCUAGUGAACGAUAAGGACGCUGUCCACAUGUCUCUUGGGCUCAGCAGUUGGCUGACAUUAAACCAAUUGUUUAAUGUCAGCAAAGCUGCUGUUUGAGGAGCAACAUUGCCUCACACACAGCUCGGUGGAUUCAUGACAAAUUAGUAGCACGGCGGUGAAAUUAUACAAAAAGAGGCUUGUUUUAUUUAACAAAGCUCCUUCCCAGAAUGCUCCUGCAAUGUAACUGGACUGUGACGGUUGGCAUUCAUUUCAGCUCGCCGCGUCGGAGAUGGUAGUAGAAUGACAUUUUAAGAAAGUGAUAUAUUAUUAUCUUGAGAUAUUAAUUAUAACUCUACUGUUUGGGAGAAUUUCCAACAAACGCUACAAAAUAAAAGUCCAAAUUAGUAAUCAGGAACGACAAACUGAUCUGAAGCCCUCCUCGACAGGACGCCAUGUAUACAUCUGUUUAAUGAUGCAAUGCUUCAGGGUUGUUGAGGCUUGGUUUAUGAAGGAAGCUUCUUAUGUUGUUUGAAGGACUAUUUCAUGUAGAGGGAACAUGGUUAAGGCUGCUACAAUGGCAGAACAUAUAUGUUGUUUUUGGGGCACUUGCUAAAAUGACAUGGUAAUCCAGCCUUGCUCUUUGACUGACACAAUGAGAAGAUGAUUCCUGGCACAACAACGUUUGAAUUGUCGCUUGAGAGCACCAGAAAAACUCCAAACACAAAUAUUUUGUCGUCGAAACUUUGUGACGACCAAUCUCCUGCACAGACGCAGCAACCUGCUCCGUUAUGUUUUCAUAUAAUCUUCAGGGUUGCAUCAUAAUGAAGAUGCGUGAGUCAUUUCAGGCGAUCAAUAUGAUCCAUUCAGAGUGAGUAUUGUUUCAUAAGUGUCGAUGUUUACUGGAUUUUGGAUUCCUGCAGCCGACCCUCCUGGGAUUGGAAGACGGCUUCCCACACCUGCUCAUUUGUGUCAUUAUUAAUAUGCACUUUGUAUUCAGAAGUGUCCUGAAAUCAGGUGUUAACAAUAUGAAGUAUUCUCCAUCUCUUGAUGUUCUGUAGAGGAAAGAGCUGGUCUUGUGUUUCAGUGAUCGGUUGUUGUGCUCCACGGUUCUAAGGGUCGGAGGGUCAGAGAAGCACAUGUAGGUCUUCUCCAACGGUCACCAUUGCCUUAAGUGUGUUUUGAGUGUACAGUAUCUAUAUGUCUGUGUGUGUAAGUGUGUGUCUCUCAUGCAUUUACUGUGUGUACACAUGAUCCACUUGAUUGGAUUUGGCAGCCUUGUUUGCCCGUCCAUGCUCAAGACAAAGCUUUCUGUGACUAACUUUGAGAAAAAAAUCUGUGAAAAGUAGUGGAUGUGGUUUUCUUGGCGGCUGUCCACGCUGUUACCUUGACGAGUGUGUCUGUGCUGCUAUGCCGCUAUAAGGCCUUAGGUGUUAACUUGUGGUUUUCUGUUCUGUUUCACGCUCGUGGACGAGCUCCAGCAGGUCUGACCCCUGUGACAGGGCAGAUUCAUGGUAUUAUGAUUGUCAUUACAGACACUAUUCGUAGUUCCAGACUUGGCAGACAGCGAAGCUAUGUCAGCAGGAGGAUCAUCUGGAUAACAUUUGUGUAUUUUAAGUAUGGAAAGUGUGUGUGUGUGUAAUUGUGUCGGAAAAGAAACUAUAUAUACAUAUAUAUAUAUUUUAAAAAAGUGAAGGCAGACUGUGUAUUAUUUGUUUGGUGUGAUUUUCAAGAUGUUCGGCUGGCUGCUGUGGCUUAUCAUGUCUAACAGAGGCACUUUUAGUGUUUUGCUGUCUCUCUCUCUCACACACACACACAGACACACACACACACAGUUAUAAAUAUGUAUGUUGAGAUUUAUUUAAUUCUAAUAAAGUCAAAUUAUACCUC
Molecule: messenger RNA, 6888 nt
Organism: Pseudoliparis swirei
Lineage: Eukaryota; Metazoa; Chordata; Actinopteri; Perciformes; Liparidae
Gene: cckbrb
Product: cholecystokinin B receptor b
Exons: 5
Coding region: 59-1555 (498 amino acids)
Biological process (GO): neuropeptide signaling pathway
Cellular component (GO): membrane
Molecular function (GO): neuropeptide receptor activity; gastrin receptor activity
Source: RefSeq, a predicted model, not a curated record